UGCUCCUUGCCCAAACUUGCCAGAGUAUUUUGAGAUAAUUGUCUGUAAAGAAAGUGUAUCAGAGCAUUGAGAUCCCCAGAGGAAAGGCAUUACAGAAAUGCAAAGUAUUAUCAGUAAUGCAUACUAUACAUAGAACAUUUGUCAGUCCCUAACACUUCAAUCAGUGGGGUCUGGUUUUCCAGCCCGUGUUUGAAAAACAUGCGUUUGCGCGCGCACACGCGCACACACGCACACAUGCAUCUUGCAAAUCAAAUGAGUUAACACUCCGCUGACUUCCUCUGGACAUUGACUUCUGGUAUCAAAUUCUUUGGAAAAUUAUGCCUGGUUUUCCAUUCCCCUGACUCCAGCCCCUACCAGCAAGCAAGUCCUAUCUCUGAGUUGAAGCUCACAGAGAAUUUUCAAGAGAAUAUGUAGCUGCAUUGUCAACAAAAUCCUCUCUGCAAAAUGGGAAGAAAGAGUUGUUAACUGAUGACUCAAUCCAGCUUUUGUAGCAGUUUAUCUUUGUGGUAUUUCCAAGAGCAUAAAUGUUACAAAAAAAUAAAAGUCAGAGAGAGAAAGAUGGUCAUGACAGGAAGAACUAAGUAGAAAAAAAAACAGGGACAUUUAAGCCAAAAGCAAUUUACUUUGCCAGUAACCGGUUACAUUUCCUUUGUUUUAUUAUUAUUAUUGCAAAAGUUGGGUUUGAGAUGAAAGUUUCCCACACCUGUGUGGCCUGCCGCCUAACUUGUCUGAGCCUAUAGUGAAGUAAAUAUAUUAUAAAUUAACGUCAGCAACUCCAAGCUUCUAGACCCUUACCCAAAAAAGCCUUGUGCUGCUAUAUUUUCAAGAAAAUAAGGAGACUACAUUUCACUAAUUUUCGAAGGUAUUACAAAAAAGAAAACAAACAUAGUAGAUAGAUAGAUGUCAGACUAGCCUAGAGCACCAAGAAGCAGCUUGGUUCUCCUGGGAUUAACACCUACAGAAAUAGAGAGAAUGACUUCACAAAGAUGAAUACUUGUUAAUUUCGUGGCACUGAGUAAGAUGAACAGAUGGGCAGUCAGAGAGGAAAGGUGGUUUUUUGAACCACAGAGCUCUUUCACUGAUUGAGCAGAAAAGCCAGUGGUCCCCUGUGAAGGAGCAUUGCAUGGUGCUCUGUAGCUCCUCGGUUUCUAAGUUUCAUUGGGGUUUUGCAGUUUUUGGUUUUCAUGGAAGUCCUGUCAUCUGCUGCUGAGCGGGACAGAUGGGGACGCUUCUUGCCAUCAAGUCACUAGGAUGCGUUUGUUGCCUGGGCUUGGCUGCAGUGCCCUCGUAACAUCUAAUAUCACAGAGUUCUUUCUUUUGGGGAGAGGUCCCUGUUGACAGUCAGCCCAAGUUAGUAAUAUAAAGACCUCAUUACGAGACGGAGUGCCCGAGUCUGUGUGCAUGUGUCUGUUAGAGAGAAGUUGGUUAAAGCAGGUGAGGCUCUGGAUAAAGUCCAGUUGCCUGGGUCAGAAUCCUUCUUCUACCAGUAACUAGUUGUAUGACCUGAGACGAGUAAUUUCUCUAUAUCACAGUUUCCUGGUCUGUUAAAUGGAGAUAAUAGCACCUUCCUCAUUCGUUUGUUGUGAGUUUUAAAUGUUAUUGUGUGUAAAGUUAUUAGAAUGUGACUAGCACAUAGAAAUUGUUCAAUAAAUGUUAGCUAUUAUUGGUAUUCACAUAUAAUACUGAAAAUUUGUGCAAUGGGCGUUUAUUGGACUCUAGGAUGAGCCAAGACAGGGAAUAGGCAAUGGAUUAUAUAUAUACACAUGUAAAAAGUAAGUGUGUCUAUUGCUUUAAUAUUAUUAUUUUUUUAAAUAGAACUGACUGGAGCCAGGUAUGAUAUCAGGAAGUGUACCACUGGCUUCUCAGCAUGGCUUUGCUGGUUGAGAGCAGUCUCCCCUAACAUACUGGAGCUGGUCUAAUUCUGGAGUCUGAGAAUUUUGGUUCUCCCAGGAGGUGUAGCUCCAUCUAGGGUAGCUGGGAGUGGGUGGGGCUGUCUCCUAUAUAAAAAAAUUAAAGGCCAGACCCCCCUCCAACCACUACUACACCAGCGAGCAUUUGUUUUUACUUACUCGCCUAGCAAAUUAUUUGUUUUCUUGACCCUGGAGGGGAAAAAUUUGACCUGGGGACCAGAAUAUUUGCUGUCCCCAAGAGCCAGCCCUUUAAUCCCAAAGCCUCACCCCAGGACCUCGGGAAUCCAAAAGGUCUCUAAUUGUAUUAUGGUGGCACAGGUACCCCUGAGACUUUGAACAUCCAGGCAUUCAUGCCUUGUGUGUGGGACCAGAGCAUGGCGCUAUGGAGAAACCAGACUGAUGGCUUAACAGAAGUUUAGUUUUCCAAUCUCGAUUCCCAGUGCAAACUUCAGUGAUUGAAGUCACUGGUUUACGUUCGCCGAGUUUGAGGAUAAGGUGAAUGCAGGUUUUACAGGUGUCCCCAGUGUGGCACGCACACCAUGUGGUCAGAUCAUGAGGAAAGGAAGGAUGAGUCUGUGGGCAUCUUUAUUUCCAUUAAUCAUUCGUUCAUUGGACAAAUUCAUGUUACACAACCCCACCUCCUGUGUGUUGUGCUGGGGCAAGAUGGGAGAUGAGUCCAAUGUGAUCCUGCCCUUGAAGACUUUCCAGUCUGGUAAGAAGAUGAGCCAUAAAGCACAACUAAAGUACAGGGAAUGAAGUGAUGUAUUCCAUAAGGGAAGGGCAGAAGAAGAGUUCAGAGGAGAGAGCAAAAGAAGUAUUUGAGUUUGAGCCUGGAGUAGUUGGUGGGAUGCACCUAAGCAUACCUGAAAUAUCAGUGUUCUUGCCUCAUGAGAAACAAAAAAGGUUUUUCUCUUGAUCAAAUUUUAUUUAGAGUUUAAGUUUCUGAGACCAGAAUAUCAGGUGCUAGUCUGUUCUAAAUUUAUAAUUCUCAGAAUCUGCUGGAGAAGGACAUGUGCUUUUCUAGGUUCUGAAAACAGCUCAGAGAAUGGAGAAAACAGAUCCAAUUUGGAGAUGAGUUAUCAUUGGUUCCCGGAACCUUUGCCUUCAUUUAAAACAGUACGUUCACAGCAAGUUCUGUCGAAAGAAAGGCCUUUUGGAUGUAAAUGCUUUUCUGGAAAUAAAUGCCUUUUAGGUUUAAAUGCUUUUCACCAAAAUGUUAGGAAGGGAAGAUCUCUGAGAACAGGGACUGUAUUGUUUUGUCCCUUUGGACGAAAUGCCCCAGACCUAUCCCAAGUUCUGUUUAUUUCUGUCAGCAUUCUGCUUGGCUACUAUUUUGAUAGGGGACACGAAAGCACAUCCUUCCCUCCUGCACAUUAAAGUCUUAGCACUUGGGUCAGUUGUGGAAACACUUAUGUGCUACACAAAGUCUUCUAACCAAAACAGUCCACGCCCUGGCUGCAGGCUGAGGACCGUGACAUUUCCAGGGGCCGCGGCAUCCCUUUCUGCCACGGGAGCUGGAGGUCAGGACCCACCCCGUGCAGGGAGGUGGGGAGAGCAGAGCCCAGCCCCCGCCCGUCUGGCAACUCCAGCAAAGACCUCGGAGCUCAUCCCACACACUCUCCGUGCUAGUCACUGCCGUGUGUUUACAUGAGUAAUGGAGCUGCCGGGGGAGGGGAGCUGUGAGCCGCGCGCAGCCCCGGGCAGCCCGCAUUCGGAGGAAAGCUGACGUCCACACCACAGCAGUCGAGACUUCCAGGGACGGGGCCGUGGCGCAGUCACAUGCUGUAGUUUUCAUGCGCACAGACUUCAAUCAGGCAGAUGUUUGUCGACUGGAAUGGCGCCAAAUCUUAAAGGCAGACCACGCAAAAAGAAAUCAUGCCCACAGAGAAGAGAUUCAUUCAGUGGUGUUAAGGAUUCCAACAAUAAUUCCGAUGGCAAAGCCGUUGCCAAGGUGAAAUGUGAGGCCAGGUCCGCCUUGACCAAGACGAAGAAUAACCAUAAUAACUGUAAAAAAGUCUCAAAUGAAGAAAAGCCGAAGGUUGCCGUUGGUGAAGAGUGCAGGGCCGACGAGCAGGCCUUCCUCGUGGCGCUCUAUAAGUACAUGAAAGAAAGGAAAACGCCAAUAGAACGAAUUCCCUAUUUAGGUUUCAAACAGAUUAACCUUUGGACUAUGUUUCAAGCUGCUCAAAAACUGGGAGGAUAUGAAACAAUCACGGCCCGCCGUCAAUGGAAACAUAUUUAUGAUGAAUUAGGCGGUAAUCCUGGGAGCACUAGCGCCGCCACUUGUACUCGAAGACAUUAUGAAAGAUUAAUCCUACCAUAUGAAAGAUUUAUUAAAGGAGAGGAAGAUAAGCCCCUGCCUCCAAUCAAACCUCGGAAACAGGAGAACAGUUCACAAGAGAAUGAGAAUAAAACAAAAGUGUCAGGAACCAAACGCAUCAAACAUGAAAACCCCAAAAGCAAAAAAGAAAAAGAAAAUGCCCCCAAGCCCCAAGAUGCAUCAGAGGUGAGUUGCUCUCCUCCACAGGAAGACCUCGGCAACACAUGUCCCGCUGCUGUCUUCUGGAGCCCUGAAUAUAUGGCUCUAUCCCUGUGCGUUUGCAUUGCUAGGGUUUCAUCAGAGCAAGAGAAGGAACAAGAGACUUUAAACCAUAAGAGCAUCCCUGAGCCUCUCUCAGCAGCAGACAUGAAGAAGAAAACUGAAGGGUACCAGGAUUUUGCAGCAAGGCCCCUGGCGUCUAGAGCAGACCGGGAAAAGGAUGACGACACAGAGCAGGGUUCCAACAGCGAGAAGGUGGUGGAGGAGAGGGCGGAGAAGGGAGCUGCCCCUCCACUCCCAGCAGCAACUCUGGCCCCUGAAAGGGAUCCUGCCCUGAUCGCCGGGGCUGGCAAACAGUCACUCAGCUCUCCCACUGCCCUUGUGGACUCAAAACCAGAACCCAAGCCCUGCUGCUUUACAGAGAGCCCCGAGAACGAACUCCAAGAAGCAUCCUUCCCCAGCUUCCCCACCCCGCAGCCACCAUUGGCAAACCAGAAUGAGGUGGAAGAUGACAAGCUGCCAGCAAUGGCAGAUUACAUCGCCAACUGCACUGUGAAGGUGGACCAGCUGGGCAGUGACGACAUCCAGAGUGCGCUGAAGCAGACCCCGAAGGUCCUCGUGGUCCAGUCGUUUGACAUGUUCAAAGACAAAGAUCUGACUGGGCCCAUGAACGAGAACCAUGGGCUUAAUUACACUCCCCUGCUCUACUCGAGGGGCAACCCAGGCAUCAUGUCCCCACUGGCCAAGAAAAAACUUCUGUCCCAGGUGAGCGGGGCCAGCCUCUCCAGCAGUUACCCCUACGGCUCCCCACCACCUUUGAUCAGCAAAAAGAAACUCAUUGCAAGGGAAGAUCUGUGCUCAGGUUUGUCACAGGCCCACCAUGGGCAAACCACUGACCACAUGGCAGUCAACCGGCCGUCCGUGAUUCAGCACGUCCAGAGUUUCAGAAGCAAGCCCUCGGAGGAGAGGAAGAUCAUCAACGACAUUUUUAAGCACGACAAACUGAGUCGAUCGGAUCAGCACCGCUGCAGCUUCUCCAAGCAUCAUCAUCUUAGCAACCUUGCUGACUCCUACGUCCUGAAGCAAGAAAUGCAUGAGGGCAAGGAUAAACUAUUAGAGAAGAGGGCACUGCCCCAUUCCCAUAUGCCUAGCUUCCUAGCAGAUUUUUACUCAUCUCCCCAUCUCCAUAGCCUCUAUAGACACACCGAACAUCAUCUUCAUAGUGAGCAGACAUCAAAGUAUCCUUCCAGGGACAUAUACAGAGAAUCGGAAAACAGUUCUUUUCCUUCCCAUAAGCACCACGAAAAGCUCCAUGUAAAUUAUCUGGCCUCUCUGCAUCUGCAGGACAAAAAGUCCACUGCAGCGGAAGCUCCUACCGACGAUCAGCCCACGGAUCUGAGCCUGCCCAAGAACCCGCACAAACUGACCGGCAAGGUCCUGGGCCUGGCCCCCUCGGCCACCGGGCCCCAGGAAGGCAAAGGGGGCCCCCACUUCCAGGUCAUCGGCAGCCAGGGUCGAGACUGUCACCCCAAAGCCUGUCGGGUAUCACCCAUGACCAUGUCAGCCCCCAAAAAAUACUCCGAAUCCCUUUCAAGAUCGGGAAAACCCCACCAUGUGAGAUUGGAGAAUUUCAGGAAGAUGGAAGGCAUGGUCCACCCCAUCCUGCACCGGAAAAUGAGCCCCCAGAACAUUGGCGCAGCACGUCCCAUCAAGCGCAGCCUGGAGGAUUUGGACCUUGUGAUUGCCGGGAAAAAGGCCCGGGCAGUGUCGCCUCUGGACACUUCCAAGGAGGUCUCUGGGAAGGAGAAGGCCUCCGACCAGGAGUGUGAAGGCAGCAAGGCAGCCCACGGGGGGCAUCCUGCAGGUGGAUCAGAAGGCCACAAGCUCCCGCUCUCCUCGCCCAUCUUCCCGGGUUUGUAUUCUGGGAGCCUGUGUAACUCGGGCCUCAACUCCAGGCUCCCAGCUGGAUAUUCUCAUUCUCUGCAGUACUUGAAAAACCAGACCGUGCUCUCUCCACUCAUGCAGCCCCUGGCUUUCCACUCGCUUGUGAUGCAAAGAGGAAUUUUUACAUCACCAACGAAUUCCCAGCAGUUGUACAGACACUUGGCUGCGGCCACACCUGUAGGAAGUUCGUACGGUGACCUUUUGCACAACAGCAUUUAUCCUUUAGCUGCUAUAAAUCCUCAAGCUGCCUUUCCAUCCUCCCAGCUGUCGUCCGUACACCCCAGUACAAAACUGUAAGCCCAGCUCUACCCAGCAUCCAAAAUGGGCAUGGCCAACAGAGCAUCAGUCCUUAACCUCGGGUUGAUGUCUUAUAGAAUUAGAAGUCAAGAUUUCUUCUAAUCUGGGGGUGAGAUCAGUCCCAGCCACAGAAGCCGAGAGGUGAGGUGAAUAAGCCUGAUUUUUCUGGGAUGACUCCAGCCUUGGCUGGUCAGUUUCUACCCCCUUCCAACAAGGAUGCUCCUGUGCCCUCAGAUCAUUUUGCUUUGCACGUGGAUUUUGUGAAGGGAUUUCUGUAUGUCCAGGAAGAACUUAGAGGAUCCCAUCUGAGUUCAUAUGAUCAGGAGACAAUCUGGGGCAAAAAAAGGGGCAGGCAUUUCAUAAGGAGGGGCAAGAGAGACUGGCAAACAUAUGUCAAGAGAUGCCCUUCCAUUCAUAAAACUCUUUAAGGUUCAAUCAAUGCAAUGUAUAGUGAAACUUCAAUAGACCUUUCAUUUUGACACUAUUAAACAAUCCAGAGAAGUAAACACUGUUAAAUUGACUGUAUAUAUUUGCUUCUUAAAACUACCCGUAUCACUGUUUGCUCACUUAAUUUAUAUACAGGUAGUUCCAUUUUCUCCCAGUUCCUUCUUGUCCCUUUUUUUUUUUUUUUUUU
This is a messenger RNA of Choloepus didactylus (southern two-toed sloth), 7324 nucleotides long. RefSeq names its product AT-rich interaction domain 5B (gene ARID5B). Gene Ontology annotation, molecular function: transcription cis-regulatory region binding. The transcript is spliced from 7 exons. Gene Ontology annotation, cellular component: nucleus. The coding region runs from base 3745 to 6690 and encodes 981 amino acids. The record is from RefSeq and is a predicted model, not a curated record. Gene Ontology annotation, biological process: regulation of transcription by RNA polymerase II. Lineage: Eukaryota; Metazoa; Chordata; Mammalia; Pilosa; Megalonychidae.